CGUAUUGACGUCUGAUGGAUAGUAGACGUGGAAGACGACUCCAGUGAAAAAAUAUACCUAUGUAUUUAUAAUUUAUAUACUUGCACCAGGAGCUGGUUUGUUAGUCGACGCAAAUGACUUUUAAUCCAGUCAUAGUCCAGUCUUAAACAAAUCUUCCAGUUGUUGCUGAAGUGUCGAAGGGUAUCCACCGACAGCUAGACAUGUUUCAUCCUGGACUUCAUUGUUUCAGGAUUUAGAGGAAAUUUGAAGCAAGAGUCUAAAAAUACUAACUACUUUGAGUCAAUUUAUGGGUGAACGAGUUGAAAUGUUUAUUCAUAUGAUGCAGAAUUUGUAACAAGUUGUCGAUCAAUAUUAAUGGCAAGCAAGCACACGAAAGGACAAUUCCGAAUGAGAUUACACGGAUAUUUUGGUAGCUCCUUUCUCAACAAGAUUCUCCUUUGCUUGUAAACACUCGGGCGAGAGUUUCCACAAAUUGUGUUGUUAUCGGACUUGAAGGUGUCAAAUGAGUGCGUAAGACAUGAGAGUUUGAAGACAUCGCCAAGUCGUGGCCAAAUGAGGCGGUAAAUCAUUAACGUAGCGUAGUAGAACAACACUCAACCAAAAGGUUAUUUGUGGAAGGCUCGUCAAAAAUCAUGGUCGAGAAUAUCUUUGGUAGGAAAAGUUAUCCACAGACCAAGUACCAUGAAAGAGCGUUCCUCCAGUCACAUGCGUUUACACUACACCACAGGAGAAUUAGUGGUGAGCCUCCCAAUCUACGAACCAUUGCAGAGACUGAUGAUGCUGAUGAUGACAUACCGUCUCAAAACUUACUCCCACCUACUCAUAGUGAUUUGGGAGUGACUGUUCUUCCUGGUCGAAAGCCACGAGCGAUCUCGUUGCCAACAAUUUACAGGGAUGGCUCUUACUUAAGGAUCAAUUUCCCGGUUCAACCGAGAAACGAGGAGACAGGAAGAAGACGAUUCUCGGAGCCGGCCGUCUCGUGGAGUUCCAAAUUUCACUCGGCUAUCGCUCCAUUGUCUAAUGAUAAAAAACUACCUAAUGACAAAGUGUCUUGCGUUGCAAAAGCACAGGAGAUUUCCCUGUGUUCGUUCCCACAAGACUUUCAAAUCGAAAAGAGAAGACAUUCAGACCCUUUAAUAUAUACUUCGGAUAUCAUCCAGAAAUUUGAAAAUUUAACUACUGACAGCCAGAAAAACAUCCAAGAUUCAAAGCCAAAGAAUGCUGUAGGGAAUUCAUCUACGGGUUGCUCUGAAAAGAACAGUGAUAUAACUGAAAGCCAGCAACCAGAAAAUGUCACUUCUGCAGCUCCAACGAGACGGAGGAAAUCCUCGCUCGUUCCUAUUCCUUUUAGCAUCGUCAAGAGUUGUAGCUUAAGGAAGCAAAAAGCGCGGCCAUCAAAGAGAAGAUUGUCUUUCCCUCUGAGUAAGAAUGAGAAAGAAUUGACUACAAGUCUACCAACCCUACACAAAUUGGCAUGGAUAGAUAACGAUAUGAAUCAUUAUGGCUCGUCGAAUGAGUCUUUGAAGUCGGUGGAUUUAUUUAUACGAAAGGAUAGUUUAGACGAAUUCGAUCUACCGGCGGAAGACGACGAUAUUCCAGAAAAGAAACAUAGUUGCGAAGAAAUCAUUACUCAAUGGAUGAAAUUUUUCGGCUGAGAGGAAAUGUUUGAUGUCAAAUUAAUCAUAAAAAUAUUGACAAUAAUCUUGGCAUUUGAGUAGGAAAAAUGAAAAAUGAACUGGUUUUUACACGUUUUUACCUGGAGAAUCUUCCAUGGCAUUUUAAAUGAGGCGGUGUUCGAUUCGUUAUAUUUGUGAAUUGUGGUAUGCCUACUGCAUGUCACAUGCUAGCUUUACCUGCUUUUUUGUUGUUGUUGUUAUUGUUGUUUUUUGUUUUUUUCCCCCUUGUAUCAUUUAGCAACCAUUGAUGGUAUUUCAGCAUUAAAGCUGGUUAGUACUGUGUUAUGUUUAAUGCAUGGCUAUAAGAGGUUUGUUUUCAAUCAUGUCGUAGUAUAUUUGGUGCUGCACGCUGUGAAUUGUGAGUGUAUCGACACAAGUUUUUUACUCGUUCAACGCAAAAAUACCAAUACUAUAAUUGUCUCAGAUUUUUCGGGCACAAAGUGGAAGAGACGAAGAAGAAGAAAAAAAGUAACAGAACCGACUAUUUGUCAUGAAAGGAAAAUAACAAAAGGAUGAAAUGAAUAAUUCAAAAAUGAAUUGAAAUUUGACUUAGCUUCACAAGAAAAAAAAAGAGAGUUUUGCAAUGAAGGCAUAGUCUCAAUAAUUCGAAAGGUGAGGAAAAUAUAAACAGUGGAGUGAAAUAAUACAAAAAUAUUUUCAAAAUUCUCAGGUCAGAUGAAAAUAAUGAUAUUGAUUUGUAUAAUAUGUAUACACCCGCGAAGAAACAGUUGAUUUGAAUAUAUUAAAACCCUGAAAGACAUCACCUAAAGCUUAACGGAUUUGUUUAAAAUAUUAAGAAGCAAAAAAAAUUAAAAUAAUUUUUUUGGUAAAAAUAUUUCUUAAUAUUAAGGUCCACCGGAUUGAAUUGCGUGGUGCAUUUUCCUUUUAUUAUGAUCUAAAAACAAGAUGCAACUGAUAGAAAUGACAGUUUUACUGAUGAACUAUCGCGUACGAUCGCAUAGACUCUAGUCCAUAUUGGCACAAGGUCUUACCAUUAACUGUGCAACUAAUUUGAAUAUUCAUUCACUUAUUGACUCUAUGGCUACACCGAAACAUUUGGGAAAAAUACAUAGCACUAAGGUUGAAGUCUUUGAAUAUAAACACUGAACCAAGAUUAUAUAACUGUUAUAAAUUUUGGAUCAUAAAAGUUGGCUGUCCGUUGGUAUCGUCAGGAAAGGACUUUCUUGGAGAAAAUAGGAAGUUUCACGUUUUGUCAUAUUGGACACACUCUUGGCUGUCAAAUACCAAAACCAAAUCAAUAUGGUAUAAACCCCCAUCUUACUAAUCCUUUAUUUUCAUUCAUUGUAAAAAUACAUAUAUAAAGAUACAUAAAAAUAGCAUUUAACUUA
Messenger RNA from Actinia tenebrosa (Australian red waratah sea anemone), 3025 nucleotides. RefSeq lists its product as uncharacterized. NCBI's taxonomy places the organism in Eukaryota, Metazoa, Cnidaria, Anthozoa, Actiniaria, Actiniidae. The record is from RefSeq and is a predicted model, not a curated record.